Molecule: messenger RNA, 2377 nt
Organism: Magallana angulata
Lineage: Eukaryota; Metazoa; Mollusca; Bivalvia; Ostreida; Ostreidae
Exons: 4
Coding region: 420-1142 (240 amino acids)
Source: RefSeq, a predicted model, not a curated record
CAGUUAAAUAAUGAUUGCCCAAUUCUCCUGCAGCCUCUGUGUGACUACAUAAGCGUAUAGUUACACCCGGUCUCUUGGCCAAAAAUCCCCUGGCGUGUUCUCUCGCCGCUAUUCUGCCUUUUACGUUGGUUUUGAAUUACUGAAGACGGAGAGAGUCUUUGUAACCAAUGCAGAACACAGUGGAUAGGACUUGGACCAAUAGUCUACUUGGGAUGUCUGCGUGUCUGCCCAGUCAUUGACAGACGAUUGGUGAAUGCUGAAAGCAUCUUUGUUGCGAGAGGUCACAAAACAGGAUUGUUAUUGAUCUUAAAAGGUCACAAUCUUACUCAACAAAAUAAAAACAAUCAGACUGAAUAUUCUUUGUUUUCAAAGGUUAUCUUAGUUAGACACAGCAUUUUUUGGGGGAUAGUACUUUGAAAAUGAAGUUUUGUACAUCAACAUCUACGUGUGUUUUGACCUUACUUUGGAUUUUACCUAUGACUUAUUUCGCUGAAUAUUUGGAAACGGCAUUUUCUAGAGUACCAUCAAUGAGUAACAAAAUGGCGACCAGCAAUAUGCUAUGGCAGAUAUCCGGCAGUAAGUUUGCGUGUUUGGCAGCGUGCGCGACAGACAGACGAUGCGUUUCCUGUUUCCUGGACGGCCAGUCAUACUGCAGCGGACACUCCAUGAUUUACAGACCGACCAGCAGUCUCCAGGACUCACGGGGACUGUGGUACUAUGAAGUAGAAGACCCAGCCAGCAAACUCGGGUGCGUUGCCGUCCCAGGAGAAACCGGAUAUUGCGUCAAGCUAAACGUCAACGAAUUAUCGUGGCCAGACCAAGUAAAGACAUGCGAGGCAGAAAACAUGAGGCUAGCCUCCCUGACUCUAGACAGCAGGGUCACCUUUGUACAACAGUACCUUUUGGGCAUUGGACACGCUCGGGGUACGGCCAUUGGAGCACUGUUAGUGUCUGGAACAUGGACCUGGAUUUCCGGCGACAUCCUCCCGUUCGACUCCCCGCACUGGGCCCGUAACGAGCCGACUUCCGGACCGGGCGAGGAUUGCGUCAUCAUGUCAUUUCGUAGAGGUUAUCAGUUUAACGACGAGCAGUACGGAAUCCUCAGACCAUUCCUCUGUGACAUGUACUUUGUGGCGAAUUAAGCCGUAUUUUAGUUAAAGCUGAUUGGUCCGAUUUUACAUCAAAUUUUGUGAACGCUUUUAAAAGAUGGUUAUGCUAAGUCUGUGCAUAAUAAAUGAUAUCGCGGCAGCUUUCCUUGUCAAUUAAGCCAUAUUUUAAUGAAGAAAAUGAUUAACAAAAUUUGUUAACAAAACAAACUUCAUAAAGAGGUACCGCGUUAUUUCGCCUCAUAUCAAAAUUCGCCCUCGGUGUUGAGGCGGCUGUGAUUGUAUUACGACUAAGACGUAGCUAUAUAAAAAAGGCUGUAUCACCCGGAGACUCCAAUAUCAUUUUGCGCUUAUAUUUUUUCUGUUAGUAAAUGGUGUGUUAAACUUAUGAAUCGUAUUGUAUUUGGUAAUAAACAAUACAAUACAUAUCAAUGAUUAAUUAAUGAAGAUCAAAUAAACAAAAUUAAGAGUAAAGGGUAUGCUUUUUUCCGUCUCUUGUACUGAUGUUGAUUUGAUCCCGUACUACCCUCAUGUCUAUCUCACACCACAAAUUAUAUCCGAGAAAUUUAUUGUACACUGUCAUCACCGCACACUGUAAAUAUUAAUUAAUCACUUGAAGUUAUUUUCCGUAAUUAGUAACUUUUGGGUGGCGUAACAUUGAUGUUUUAAGGGUGUUGUUUACUCGGGGUUUGAGUUCUCAAAUUCGGAUUGGAAUAAAAUUCAAUUUAAUGAGUAAAAUUUGUUCUAAACACAAAAAAUAUUUAUGAAAUGAUUUAUUAUUGACAUAACAUUCGAUAAUUUUACAUUAUUAUGGAAUUAGGCUCAAACAAAAAUAGACUUUUAGCCAAACAGAGGAAAUUCGGACUUAAUUUUGCAGAUUUUGUUUUCCGCUAAAACAUUUUUGGCAAUACUCGAAUAAUAAAAGUUAAAAUUUAAUAUGUUAGUCGUUAUAAUGUUACAUAUUUUCUGUUGGAUUUACCUCACUUAUUCAUUAAAAAAAUGGUAUGGCAAGAAUUGCAAAAAUAUUGAAAAAUGCUUAAAAACGAUAAAAGACACCAUAUCUCAAAAUUUUGAUCAUUGACCUCAUAUGAAUUAUAUGACAACAGAAGAAGGUCAAUAUAAGUUGUUCCAUACUUUUAAUGUUUUUGUAUUAUUAUCAUCAUUCAAUUUUUUGUGAAAUUGGAUAAAAAAUGGGUAUGGAUUUGAAAACUUACAGAAGAAAUUCGGACUGGAAUAUUUUUUAAAAAUUGUUGCUGAAAUCGUAAUGCAUU